AUGAGACGGACAAGACGAACGCCAAAAUGUCAACCAAAAUUGUGGAAUCUCUACGAAGCUGCCAUACAUGGACUAGCUCGUACCAAUAAUGGUUUGGAAGGAUGGCAUAAUGGCUUUCAAAAGCAAAUUGGUGGUCAUCAUGUAUCAAUUUGGAAGAUGUUUAAAGGUCUACAAAGGGAAGUCGGUCUAGCUAAAUUAAAAAUGGUACACAUGAGGCUGGCAAAGAAGAAAAGCAGAAAUUAA
Molecule: messenger RNA, 243 nt
Organism: Macrosiphum euphorbiae (potato aphid)
Lineage: Eukaryota; Metazoa; Arthropoda; Insecta; Hemiptera; Aphididae
Source: the annotation of a GenBank genome assembly